Laetiporus sulphureus 93-53 is the source of this 1498-nucleotide messenger RNA. RefSeq lists its product as uncharacterized. The coding region runs from base 224 to 1420 and encodes 398 amino acids. The record is from RefSeq and is a predicted model, not a curated record. NCBI's taxonomy places the organism in Eukaryota, Fungi, Basidiomycota, Agaricomycetes, Polyporales, Laetiporaceae. The transcript is spliced from 12 exons.
AUUUGGAAAAGCAAAACGCCCAGCCAAUCAUGCGGCUAGGACCGUUCCUUUGGCACGGCCGCAUCUGCGGAUGCACUCAGUCAGCGCGACCCACAUCCGAGAUGCGCGCAGUGUCGUAUGUAUGUGCCUCAGAGUGGGAUUGGCAGCCUCCCAUCCUCUGUUCUUUGUCUUGUACUCUAUGCACACCGUCUCGCAUCUCUAGCACUUUCACAGUUCCUUAACAAUGUCGUCUAGUAGCUCUCUCCCGCCUACCAAGCAUUUUGCGGCCGUUGGAUGGCAGGUCACUAGCUGCAUCAUUCAUCUGCUUGGCGUAUCGGCCAUGUCCUUCCUACUUUCGCGCAGGCUCAUGCGCGAACACUUCACAUGGCACGGACUCAAGCGUAUUGCGCUUCCACGACUCCUGGUGAUUCUCACAUUGGUGGACUCGUGGGCGUUCUUGUUUACAGCUGGUGUCCUCAUUCAAGGAGCGGGACUUCGGCUCAACGUGACAGUCUGUUCGCUCGCCAUCUUCAACUGCAUAGCGUUUUACGCUUCGUCGAAGAUUUUGAUCUACUGGUUUCUAAUCGAGAAAAUCCGCGUCGUCUGGAGCCCAAUACCGAACGCCAGUCGGCUUAAAUCCCCAGUUUACAUCGUAUGCGCGAUUGAUGGGUACUGCGUGAUCGGGCUGAAACGCCCGGCGUCGGUCCUGCUCCUCUCUUACGACCUAUCGAUCAACAUUUUAUUCACGUCGCUAUUCCUGUGGCCUCUGUACCGCGCGACGUUCCGCAGCGCACGCGUGCGUCAAGUUGCUGUUCGCACACUCUGGGCCGCCGCCGUUGCUCUCACCACGUCGUGCGUCAACAUUCUCGUGCUGACGCUUAUGAAGGGCAAGCAGCUAGGCUGGGUCUGCCUGGACAGCUGCGGGACAGACGUUAUCAUCAACGCCAUCGUGCUCUUCUGGGUGACCUCUAAACGCAACGAGUCCGGCUCGGAAGCAGCGCCUCCCCAGGAGAUCCCCACGCACGUCUCCAACUCCCGACAGAGUGGAAUCCAGCCCAGCAUACUGAGCGGCUCUUUGUCCCGUAUGCCCUUCGUGCAUACGCGCCGUGGGAGGGACAAGCAGUUGGUGCACUCGACAGAUGUGAAGGCCGCUCCGUCGGAGGUGAUCGUGCUGCCGCCGGUCGAGGUGGAGAAGGACGUCGAGAUGGCCGCUGUGGCGAAAGAGGGUGAGAGUAUGGAGGUGCAGGAGCCGGAUAGGAAACCGCAGCCAGAGAGUGGUGGGCUGCUUAGUAGGACGGUGGCUACGCUGUUCGGAAGGACGAACCGCUCGAUGCCGCAGGAUAUCGAGAUCGUCGUCACGAGGCACUGCGAUGUUCUUCACGAGGGGAUACGAAAUGAUUGCCAUAUGAACAGGAUGAGCGCGGCAGAAGAUGCGACAUAACGAGAGGAGAGGAUCAGUCUGUUGUGGGGAAGACCGUUUGGGUAACCGAUCACUAUCGCCGUAAAUACCUGCAAGCUA